Molecule: messenger RNA, 1835 nt
Organism: Hylaeus volcanicus
Lineage: Eukaryota; Metazoa; Arthropoda; Insecta; Hymenoptera; Colletidae
Product: succinate--hydroxymethylglutarate CoA-transferase
Exons: 3
Coding region: 518-1642 (374 amino acids)
Molecular function (GO): catalytic activity
Source: RefSeq, a predicted model, not a curated record
GGCUUCACUCCGGGUUCUGUUAUAUCCGGUCCCUAUAUUCCUAUGUUCGUGACCCAUUCGCGCUUGCAUUCCUGCAUUGUCCAACACUCGAUAAUAAAAUACUUUCCUGCGCAUCUACUUUACGCCCAUGCGGUGCUCGAUUGAGAAUCGUUUCUUCGCUAGCGGUGCUUACAUCUCUGUCUAGUACUGUCAAGAGUGUCAAGUUCAGUGCCGGUCUCGUCGUACCAAUUUCAAACAUGGCGUCGUUUUUAUCAGAUUACGAAUGAUGACAGUAUGAAAUAACCAACAAUAUUGUAUUACAGUGAAACAAUCAUAUGUAGCUUUAUCAUACUUACACGAAGAAGACGGAUUCCAAAAUGGAUAGAUCAAUGAUGUCUGAACAAUCAGCUACCCAAAUACAGACGGAAACUGUUUUAGAGACGGAUGUCACUGAUUCUGGAUCUCAGAUUGUAGGUCACCUUUGGCUGGUAUCCGUGUUCUGGACUUAACACGAAUUGUCGCUGGACCCUAUUGUACCAUGAUUCUUGGUGAUCUCGGUGCUGAGAUCUUGAAAAUUGAAAGACCAGGUAGCGGGGAUGAAGCACGAAAGUGGGGACCACCAUUCAUUGAGGGAACACAAGAAUCAACUUAUUUUCUUAGCGUUAAUAGAAACAAGAAGAGUAUAUGUAUUGACUUGAAAAGAGGUAAAGAUAUAAUUUAUGAACUAGCAAAGAAGUCUGAUGUUUUGGUAGAGAAUUAUGUUCCUGGAAAGUUGAAACAGCUGGCUUUAGGAUACGAAGACAUUUCCAAGGUAGCACCACAUCUUAUAUAUUGUUCUUUGACUGGAUAUGGAUACGAAGGUCCUUAUGCAAAUAGACCAGGAUACGAUGUGAUUGCUGCUUCUGUAGGAGGUUUGAUGCACAUAACGGGUCCAAAAGAUGGUCCUCCCUGUAAAGUUGGAGUAGCAGUAACCGAUUUAGCAACAGGUUUAUAUGCUCAUGGAGCUAUAGUAACAGCAUUAUAUCAAAGAACAAGAACCAAUAAGGGACAAUGGAUUCAAUGUAAUUUAUUAGCAACCCAAGUUGCCAGCUUAAUAAAUAUUGGUUCGAAUUAUAUAAAUGCUAAGAAAGAAGCAGUAAGAUGGGGUUCUGAACAUGAAAGUAUCGUACCUUAUGAAGCCUUUCCAACAAAAGAUGGAUAUAUGACUGUUGGAACAGGAAGUAAUGCACAAUUUGUAGAACUAAUUAAAAGAAUGGAGUUACCAGAUUUGUUUGAAAAUGAUAAAUUUAAAAAUAAUACUGCUAGAGUGGAAAACAGAGAUGAAUUGUUACAAAUUCUUAGAAGAGAAUUUAAAAAAAAAAGUAACAAAGAAUGGGCAGUCGUAUUCAAUGGAUCUUCAUUUCCCUAUGGUCCGAUAAAUACAUUAGGACAGGUAUUCGAUGAUCCUCAUGUGAAGCACACAAAAAUGGUACAAGAAAUGGAACAUUCCACAGGGAAGAAAAUAAAAGUUGUUGGCCCUCCUGUAACCUAUAGUUAUGCUUCAAACAAAGUUAGAUUAGCACCUCCUAUGUUGGGGCAACAUACCGAAGAAAUAUUAAGAAAUAUUUUAAAUUAUUCUGACAAUAAAGUACAAAUGUUGAAGAAAACUAAUGUUGUGCAAUAGAAAAUAUUAUUUUCAAGAAGUAUAUUACUUACAAUAUAAACCUUAUCAAUAAAUUAAGAAUUAUAUAUAUCAUAGAUAUAAAUAUUAAUGAAACAUAAUUUUGUUACAGAACAAUUUUAUUAUAUGUACUUAUUAUAUUAAGAAAUAAUUUAUAUAUCCCGUUAGAAAGUGAAUAAAUAUUUUUUUAAACAUA